Molecule: messenger RNA, 2710 nt
Organism: Dunckerocampus dactyliophorus (ringed pipefish)
Lineage: Eukaryota; Metazoa; Chordata; Actinopteri; Syngnathiformes; Syngnathidae
Product: forkhead box protein H1-like
Exons: 4
Coding region: 1608-2432 (274 amino acids)
Biological process (GO): regulation of DNA-templated transcription
Molecular function (GO): sequence-specific DNA binding; DNA-binding transcription factor activity
Source: RefSeq, a predicted model, not a curated record
AUCAGUACAUAAAAUCUAGCAUAAACAAAUAUAAUAAUUUUUGUUUUGUUUUAAUUAAAAUAAGGAAUUACUUAAAAAAUCAUGAAUUACAUUAAUGAAUUAUUUGUCAGUAUUGGUCAAAGUAAAUCCGGUCUCUUUACAUUCUUAUCUUAAUAUGCAAAUGUUUAAUACUAUAUUAUAAUUUCGGGGUGUAACGAUUCAUCUGCUACAUCGAUGUAUCGAUUUAUUUUCCUUUGAUCUAACUACAUCGAUCUGUGUUCGGGAAGUUGCCAUUCCGGAUGACGUAUAUCGUUCUUACAUCGUUUAAAAGGUAAUCAAUCGAUCGCAUCGAUACUGGGAAAUAAAUCAUUGGAUUUGAGCACGGCAGGCUUUGUAUGGAUGUGUGGGGGGUUUUUUUAGCACUUUUAAUGACUAAGACGUUAAACGUUACUCGAUUCAGUCUGCCUGUCUGACGUCAUCGCCACGUGCCAGCAGACAACAAAAGGUAGCAUGGCAGAUGGCAGAGGACAAGCUGGCGAGCGAUAAAUAAUGAAGUGUGUGGAAACAGAUCGUGUUGAUCGGUUGAUAAUUUUGAAAAAAAAAACUGUAGAAACAUUGAAGAGUAGUUAGUUACACUUGAUCUUUUGUUAAAUAUCGGCACAAUGCUGUUUGUUUGUUAAAAUGAGAGAAGUAGCAGGUGCAGCCACUGCUCAUUUAACCUGAGAAGAGGUUGGUUGCACUUCAUUCAAAUAAAACAUGAAUGCAUUUGCCUUUAAUUGUUGUUUACUUUUUUCUUUAUAUCCAUAAUUCAUUUAUACCUGAUUCCCUUACGAAAAACAACGGCAAUCUAGGAAACCUCACCUGCACUGUCCUGUAUCCAGGUAUUUAUUUCACAGAAUUUUUGGCUCAAAAGUUACUGAAUAGCUUUAAAAUUACUGAAUCGAUUUGGAAUGUAUCGUUCUAAAUGAACCAAUAUCGUCUUUGAAUGUCUCGUGAUAUGAAUCGAAUCGUCAUGAAUGAAUCGUUACACCCCACAUUAUAAUUACAUCUCAAAUAAAAUCAUUUCAACAAAAAUGAAACAAUAUAUCAUGGCUAUUUUUUUAGUUUGCUGGAAUAUUUCAAAACAACAUAUUUUAUUGUGCAAAACUAAGCUAUAUGUUUUUUGUAACACCUAAUACCACAUUUUUAUUACAUAUAAAAUGAUUAUUUUGAAACACAAAUAACAAUACCUUGUUCCUACAAACCCAAAUCUGCAUGUAUGUGUAAUAUUCUGAAUGAUAAUAUAUUAUCAGUACAUCAAAUACAGCAUAAAUAACCCAAUAAUAAUUAUAUUCAGCAUUGGUUAAUCAAAGUAAAGCCUGCAGUCUCUCACAUUCAUCUUAAGCUGCGAAUGAAAUGACUUUGUUUUGCUUGACAACUGAACUUUGUGUUGUGCUUUUCCUGUGUUUUCUUGCACGGUGCACAAAGCCGGGCUGCACAUGAAUGUGGAUCGGCGAUGUAAAUGCGGACGAGCAUCAGCUUUGACGUGCAAAUACUUGUGAUGCGCUGAGAUGGCUGGUUGGAAUGUCUUAUAAAGCUCAGCCUACCUCCUCGGGGUCUGCAUCACUCCUGAUCUUCCAUCUAGCAGCAUGCAGACCACCAACGACAAGGUCAGAGCUCUGCUGCCUCCGGCUGGCGACGUGUUCAGGAGGAGCACCACCUACUUGGCCAGGAUCGCCGUCGUCCUGCAGGAUGCGCCGGACAAAAUGCUCACCUUUGCACAGUUGAUGGACAGGCUGGGACCGCUGAUCCGAGAAGACAGGAAGUCUAUCAAGAACAACAUCAGAGUGUGUUUGUCCACCAGCAAAUGUUUUGUCAAGAUUCCGCUGUUUCGCAACUCUGUGGGCAGCAAGAGAAACUUCUGGAAACUGGACCUGAGUCAGCUCACCAGUAAAAUGGUGCGCCGUCACUUCAAGGACGUGCUGGACUUCUUCCCCGAAUUGACCUCCAGAGGGGAGGACGCCGAGAACGCGGGUGUCCUCCCCACCUCCCCCGAGGCGAGCUCCUGUGACUCGGUUCAGAUCCGAUGCGAGGUCAAGUUCAGCGGUCCAUUCUCCAUAGAGUCCCUCCUGAAACGGGACAGCCCCGCCUCUAGAGACCCAUCGCGGUGCAGCAUGCCCAUCCUAGCCGAGCAGCAUCAGCAUCAGCAUCACUCAGCGUUGCUGCCCCAGAAGAGGCGCCCCAUCUGGGACCCUGAGGAGCACCUCUGCAUGCACUUUUCCACCGCAAGUCCCUCCACGUGUCCAGCAGGGGGCAGCACACACCACGUGGAUAGAGGCGCCAAGUUCAGCAAGAGGAUGCAUAUGGAGCCCGCCUUCCCUGUGUACUCCAGACUGGGGGGCGGGGCUUACCUCAACAGCAGUUACACCCCUUACAUUGCCUUCACCCACGAUGCUCACCGCUUUCGCUUGUGACCUUUUCUCUUUCUUUCUUUUUUUUUUUAAAAUGCAAACUUUUAUAUGUUUCAUGUUGUGGGACAAAGAAUCCACGCAGGACCUCAUGAAUGUGUCUCAGUGCGUCAAAAAUGAUUUUUGUUGAAGGCUCAGGACUAAAACGGGCCCCCAGAAGCGGGCCUGCGUUCUUUUUAUUUAUUCUUGCAGGUUAACGAACGCCCUUUCAUUGUGUCGUGGCAGUUUGAUGAUAUAUAUUUUUAUUACUGCAGUCUUCUGCCUGCCUUCAUAUUCCAAAUGAA